This is a messenger RNA of Vigna unguiculata (cowpea), 1849 nucleotides long. Its product is annotated as F-box/FBD/LRR-repeat protein At1g13570-like. The record is from RefSeq and is a predicted model, not a curated record. Gene Ontology annotation, molecular function: protein binding. Lineage: Eukaryota; Viridiplantae; Streptophyta; Magnoliopsida; Fabales; Fabaceae.
CCUGGAAUCUCUUCGUCUUCAACCCCAAUUAGGUCUGGAAGAGUAUUGAAUAUAUCACAGUAUAUUCUGCAUGUACAAUGUUUCCAAUUCUCUUCCUUCCAAAAUAUAACCCUUGUCUCUAUUCCAUCACAGUUUUUUUCACUCAUUCUCUUUUGGGAUUGUGUUGCUUACCUGGAAUUACUUCAUAGCUUGACAUGGGAAGAGAGCCACCUGAGUCUCGUUGCCUAACAGAUAUGGAGUCAGACAGGAUCAGUUAUCUACCGGGUCAUGUAAUAGACCAAAUUUUGUCACAUUUGUCAAUUAAGGAAGCAGUGAGAACAAGUGUUUUAUCUAGCAAAUGGAGGUACAAAUGGGCCACGCUACCGAAUCUCGUGUUCGAUAACGAAUGUGGCUCUGCGGUUACUCAGGACCAUAUGAUUGUAAAGAACAAGUUUUUGAGAACCGUUGAUCAUGUACUGCUACUUCAUUCCGGGCCAAUCAACAAGUUCAAACUCUCCCAUCGUGAUCUCCUUGGUGUGACUGAUAUUGAUCGUUGGACGCUUCAUGUAUCCAGAAAAUCUGUUAAAGAGUUUGUGCUGGAAAUCUGGAAAGGACAGCGGUAUAAGAUACACUCAUGUUUAUUUUGUUGUCAGAGUUUGACUCAUUUAGAAUUGUUUAAUUGUUGGCUUAAACCUCCAUCUACAUUUAAAGGCUUCAAGAACUUAAAGAGUCUUGAUCUGCAACAUGUUACCUUGGCUCAGGAUGUUUUUGAAAACUUGAUAUCCAGCUGCCCAGUACUUGAACGAUUGACAUUGAUGAACUUUGAUGGUUUCACUCAUCUUAAUAUUGAUACACCGAAUCUCCUGUUUUUUGACAUUGGGGGUAAAUUUGAAGAUAUUAGCUUUGAGAAUACUUUCCAAUUAGCAGUGGUAUCAAUUGGUUUGUAUGUGAACUUUGAAAUCUAUCAAAGUAGAUUUCAUGGAGGCUCUAGCAAUUUGCUCAAAUUUUUUGUUCAUCUUCCGCACCUGCAAAGGCUAGAGAUACAGAGCUAUUUUCUAAAGUAUUUGGCAGUGGGGGUUGUGCCAAUAAAUCUUCCAAGACCGUGCAUUGAUCUAAGUUAUCUUUCUAUACGAAUAAACUUAAAUGAUUUGAAGGAAAUCUCAGCUGCUCUUUGCCUCCUAAGAAGCUCCCCUAAUCUACAAGAACUAGAAAUAUUGGCUCGACAGGAGGAUCAGACUCUUCUGAUAACGCACAACUAUUGUUGGGAAGAUGUGUUUUUUGCUUGUCCAGAGAUGAUGCAUAUGAGAAAUGUGAAGAUAGAUGGCAUAUCUGGUAUCAAACCUGAAUUGGAUUUUAUCAGCUUUCUACUUCUACACUGUCCUGUGUUGGAAAGGAUGACUGUGAUUCCUGUUUUAAACAUCGGAACAGAACUGAUGAAACAACUGCUGCGGUGUAGGAGAACCUCAAGACAAGCUGAAAUUAUUUACCUGGACCCUUAGAGUGCCUUCAGAAACAAGUUUUACACCAAUGUGGAAAAAAUUCUGAAGCUAAAACUGGUACUAUUACUUUUGUUAUGUGGCACUCAUCUUAGCCCUUGGGACUCUGAUUGGAAGAAGCUACUGUGUUUGCAUCAAUGAAUCUGUCACUAUAGUUGAAAAACUGUUACUUUAUGCCAAUGAGCAUGAAUAUGUAAAUUUGGUAAAAAGAAGCAAUAGUGUGCUUGUUGUAGAGUUAUGUACAUUUUCCAGCUGUAAUGAGCGACAAUUUUUUGGCUGAAAACUUUCAGAAUCAAUUUUCCAGAUUCUGAUCCUCUGGGAUCUUAUUAAACAAAUAAGGAGUAUGGGUGUGUUUUUUUUUGUUGCCGUUUUAA